Aspergillus melleus is the source of this 1639-nucleotide messenger RNA. RefSeq names its product FAD-binding oxidoreductase. NCBI's taxonomy places the organism in Eukaryota, Fungi, Ascomycota, Eurotiomycetes, Eurotiales, Aspergillaceae. The record is from RefSeq and is a predicted model, not a curated record. Gene Ontology annotation, biological process: steroid metabolic process. Gene Ontology annotation, cellular component: membrane; cytoplasm. The transcript has a single exon. The coding region runs from base 33 to 1535 and encodes 500 amino acids. Gene Ontology annotation, molecular function: FAD binding; Delta24(24-1) sterol reductase activity.
GCCCUCGAUUCACCACCAGGCACCCACCGGCCAUGGGGCUCUCACGGCACAAGACGGCGGUCUCGCGGAUUGCCAGCAGCAUCCGUGGCUUCUACGAACGCAAGGAACCCUUCCGAAUCAACCACGGCUCGACGAACAGUACGCGACCGAUCCGCCGCGACCGCCAAGUCGACAUCGGUGACCUGCGCAAUGUCCUCCAAGUCGAUCCGACAACGCGAAGGGCGCUCGUCGAGCCCAAUGUCCCCAUGGACCGACUUGUCGAGGCCACUAUGAAGUACGGGCUGGUGCCGCCGGUGGUGAUGGAGUUUCCGGGGAUCACAACGGGUGGUGGAUUUGCCGGAACGGCCGGCGAGAGUUCGAGUUUCAAGUACGGGUUCUUUGACAAGACGAUCCAUUCGGUGGAGAUGGUUCUGGCAGACGGCAGUGUGGUGAACGCGUCGGAGACGGAAAAUGCGGAUCUCUUCCACGGCGCUGCUGGUGCGGUUGGGAGUUUGGGCGUCACCACGCUGAUUGAGUUGCAGUUGAUUGAGGCGAAGAAGUUCGUCAAGGCGACUUAUCACCCGCAACGCAGUGUCGGGGACUCCGUGCGUUCGGUGCACGAACAUACUCUGAACGACCGGAAUCACUAUGUUGAUGGUAUCCUAUACGGACAGGAACACGGCGUUGUGGUCGCGGGCGAAAUGACGGACGAGUUACCCUCCGCGACACAGGUGCAGACGUUCAGCCAUGCUUGGGAUCCCUGGUAUUAUCUGCAUGUCCAGGACAAGACAAGGAAAUUUGGUGGCCCCGUGACAGACUACAUCCCGCUGGCCGAGUAUCUGUUUCGCUAUGACCGCGCUGGUUUCUGGGUGGGCCGGUCUGCGUUCCAAUACUUUCAUUUCCCCUUCAACCGGUUGACGCGCUGGUGGUUAGACGACUUCCUACAUACGCGGAUGCUCUACAAGGCCCUUCAUGCCAGCGGGGAGUCAAGUCGAUACAUGAUCCAAGAUCUGGCCCUGCCGUACUCCACGGCGGAGUCCUUCAUUGACUACACGAGCGAUAAACUGGGGAUCUGGCCAUUGUGGCUCUGUCCUCUCAAGCAGAGCCCGGCGCCUACAUUCCACCCUCACGAGACCACCGUGAAAAGCGAGGGCUUCACGCCCGGACAGAUGUUGAACAUCGGAGUAUGGGGUUUCGGACCCAAGGACCCGGACACGUUUGUCGCGGCAAACCGUGACCUCGAGCGACGUCUACGGGAGCUCGGCGGUAUGAAGUGGUUCUAUGCCCAUACCUACUACAACCAGGACGAAUUCUGGGGCAUUUACGACCAGAAAUGGUAUGAUGGCCUGCGACAGAAGUACUCGGCACAGACUCUGCCUAGUGUGUAUGAUAAGGUCCGCAUCGAUGUUGAGGCAGACCGGAAGGAGCGCAGCGAAUCCUGGAGUCGCAAGUUGCGGGAUAUCUGGCCCUUGGGUGGGCUUUGGGGCAUUCGCAAGGCGAUUGAGAGCAAGGAUUAUUUCAUCCAUCGCAAUUCAGAAUGGAAGUGGAAAGGAUAAACCAUGUACAAAAUGUAAUAUAGACGGUCAUGCAGCGUACGUUAGCUCGAUAGAUGUGUAUAGUUAGAGAUAGACUAAAACUCAAUGAAGAUUUAUCGUCAGCU